Messenger RNA from Rangifer tarandus platyrhynchus (Svalbard reindeer), 483 nucleotides. The record is from the annotation of a GenBank genome assembly. NCBI's taxonomy places the organism in Eukaryota, Metazoa, Chordata, Mammalia, Artiodactyla, Cervidae.
AUGCAGACCGGGCAGAGCCAGGGGCACCCUCCUCUGAUGCGAGUAAAUGCUCCGGGAGGGAAAUGCCUUGCUCGGUCCCGCUCGCGGCCUCCCCAGCCGACCCAGGCAGACGUGAGGGCCCGGACCCAGGAGCUCCUGGUUUCCCAACCAACUUUGACCGCCCGCUUCGGGCAAUCUCCCUAUGUUGGACCGGCUCCCGCGCCUCGUUCAAAAGAAGGCUGGCCCUUCGGGCAGGUUAUCCGAGGUCGGCUGUCCGCAGCCCCAGCUCCACGGGCGCAGACAAGGAGGUGCCCACCGGCCGGAACCCCUGCGGCCGCGCUCAAAGGCCUGGCUGUAAAGGUCAAAGGCGGUCUGUGGGGCCGCUCUGAAUGGGCUCCCGGAGGCCGCAGCCAAUCAGCCCGCGUGCCCGGGCACCUGCGGCUCCUGCGUCACGACGGCCUGGCUGAGCGAAUGCAGGCACCCAGAGAGCUGCCAGCGAUUUAA